AUGUUGAGGCCCGUUCUGUCCACCACAGCGCUCUCGUCCUCUGCUGUGGCACCAGCCACCCUCAACCACCUGCAGAACCUGGAAGAAUACUUGAAAAAUGAAGACUCUGCGUUCAGUGGGGAAGUUGUGCAGUGUCUUGAGGGUACUAUUCCUGCUAUUAAGAAAUUGGAAGAAAUUCGAAGACAUACUCUUGAAUGCUUAGAAGAGGAGACUAUAAAAAACAGCAACCUUCGCUUCAGAAUGCAAAAAUUUCCAGGAGAGAUUAUUGCAGAGAUGACAGCUCUUGUUACUGCUGCGCGUGAAUCUUGUGCUGCUAAGAUAAAUCAGUUGCAGUCUGCAUUGAAAAGCACUGCUGAUGAAAUUGAAUUACUGGAUGAGAAGCGAAUCCUUUGUGAAAGACAGAAUGCUGCACUGUGUGAGGAACAAGAAUACUUGCGGAUACAGUAUAAAGAACGAGUAGACUUGCUGGAUGAAAAGAUGGCAAUGAAAGCUAACACAAAUGUUCUCUUAAUUGAGGUCUGUGAUAAAACAAGAGAUACAGAAAGAGAAAUAAUCAGGACAAAGGCAGCACUAGAAGAAUUGAAAGAAAGAAUAGCUCAAAAAAUGAGCAAGCUUGAGAAAGAGAAAGAAGAAUUGGAUAAAAAGAACAGAGAAAUGAAAAAAAUUCUUGAUAUUCAGGAGGCAAACACUUCCAAGAAAAAGCAUGAAUUUGAAACCUUAAACAUAAAAUUUUUGGACCUACAGCAUUUGAUAAGUCUGAAUUCAACGGCUAUAUUUAAUGAGGAAAUUCUCAUAGCAAAACUGAAAGAAAAAAGCGAACAACUGGAAAAAACACUGGAAUUUAAAAAGACAAACAUGCUGGCUCUCUCAGAAAAGAAGUAAGCAUUGGCUUUGUUUAAUAGAAUUCAACUUGAUUCUGAGUUAUUGCUUUUACAAUCAAAAAUUGCCAAAGAAAAGGAGGAUUUUGAUAAGGAACUUGAAAAGACUAAGGAAUAUCUACACAAUGCUAAAUGCCUGAAUAAAAAACUUAAAUUAGAAAAUAAACCUGCGUACCGGAAGUAUGAACAAGUGCUGGAAGAAGAGCAAAGCUGGGCUACAAAAAAGGAUGAGAUGGUGGCAAAAUUGGGAAAAAUAUCUGGUUUGUUUGAUGACAUGCUUGAAUUUCUGGCAAAUCAUAUGAUGGAAAAUAAAAACCUACAGAAAAAAGUCGGAAAUCUUGAAGACAGCCUACUAAAUAUCAGGGAGAAGUAUGCAAAAGAGCUGGCAUCUCUAGAGCAAGAUUUGAAGAUGGAAAAUGAGAAAAGAGUAAUGCUUCAGUGGAAGCUACUGUACUUAGGAAAGCAGACAAAACUCUUGUUCUCAGAAGAGGAGAAUGUAAACAGAAAAUUAAAUGAAAGAAUAGAAGCUGGCAAAAAAAGGCAAGCUGGACUACUUAUGGAGAUUGAAGACCUUGAGAGAAAGCUUACUCAGUCUGAAAAUGAAGUCAAAGCCCUGAGUGAAGAAGCAAGUAAGAAGGAAAAUGAUUACAGGAAUUAUAAUGAGGAUUUUAGUAACAAAAUGAAAUAUCUGGAGAAUGACAUCAAAUCUGCAACUGAAUAUCUACUUAAAAAAGAAGAAGAACUAAACAUAAGCAGGCUAACCUUGGAAGAAACCCAGAGGGAAAGAGAAGAGGAGUUUACAAAAUAUGAAGAACUGAAGAAAUCAUUUUUACAAAAGAAAGAUGAAGAGCUACAAAUCCAAAGAGCUAUUCAGCAGUCCAUCGAAACUACCGGGAAGCUCAAGGAGAACAAGCUGGAGCUGAGGAACAAAUUGCGGAUCAAGCGUGAUGCUGUGAUUGACCAAUUGAAAAAUCAUACAGAGAGUAUGAAGCUGCUAGAACGAGACAUCUAUGAGAUCAACAGGAAACUCGACAUUGUGAUCACCGAGAACUGCAGACUCCAAUUAUGCAACGAGCAGAUAAAAGAAGAAAUUUUUGCAAUGAAUGCUGAAGCAGAAAACCACAAGUCAGCAACAGUCAAAAUCCUGAAUGACCUAACAGUGCUUCAUGAUCUCCUUCUGAAGGGAUGGUCAGAGGAGAACUUUAUUCAAAAGGAAUUUCUGAAAAAUGAGCAGGAAAUACUGAACGAAGUGACAGCUCUAAUGACAAAAAUUCAACAGCGAAAGGAGAAGAUUGGUGAUAUUAAUAGCAGGCUACAGAAUAAGCUCGGAGAACUGGAUUCUCUGAUUCUCAAAAAAUCUAGAAUGGAUGCUCACUGUUUUGCUGAAGGCUAAAGCACUGGAGGAGGCUAAAGCACCGGAGCCCCCGCAG
Molecule: messenger RNA, 2308 nt
Organism: Calidris pugnax (ruff)
Lineage: Eukaryota; Metazoa; Chordata; Aves; Charadriiformes; Scolopacidae
Product: spindle pole body component 110-like
Exons: 20
Source: RefSeq, a predicted model, not a curated record